UGUCUCAUACACACGCAGAGGUAAUUGUCACUGGCAAACAUGGCAGCCACCCUACCCAGGAUCUUGUCCUUCGGUAAAAAUACGAGGACUUUGCUCAAUGUCUUGAAAGUAUCUGUAGUUUCAUCCCAGCAUUACAGUGUUCCGGUUUCUAAUCAUGGAGAAAAGGUUACUCAUACCGGACAGGUCUAUGACGAAAAUGAUGUGAGAAGAGCUAGAUUCACCGGUAGAAUAAAAGAGGUGAAUGAGAACUUUGCAAUCAGCUUGGUUGCAGAAGAACCAGUGAGACAUGUAGAGUCAAGAGUUGUGUCUUGUGAUGGAGGUGGAGGGGCUCUCGGCCAUCCCAAGGUUUACAUCAACCUCGACAAAGACACCAAAGUUGGCACGUGUGGAUACUGUGGGUUGCAGUUUAAGCAGGAACAUCAUCACUGAAACAUAGUUUUUUGUUUGUGUGGGCUAUAUAUUAUUCCCCUUUGAAAAUACCUAAAUCCUUUUGCUGUACAAUAAAAUACUAUUACAAAAUAAGUAU
Xyrauchen texanus (razorback sucker) is the source of this 526-nucleotide messenger RNA. Its product is annotated as NADH dehydrogenase [ubiquinone] iron-sulfur protein 6, mitochondrial-like. Gene Ontology annotation, biological process: mitochondrial electron transport, NADH to ubiquinone. The record is from RefSeq and is a predicted model, not a curated record. The transcript has 4 exons. Lineage: Eukaryota; Metazoa; Chordata; Actinopteri; Cypriniformes; Catostomidae. Bases 40 to 429 code for a protein of 129 amino acids.